Molecule: messenger RNA, 1331 nt
Organism: Stegastes partitus (bicolor damselfish)
Lineage: Eukaryota; Metazoa; Chordata; Actinopteri; Pomacentridae
Product: 15-hydroxyprostaglandin dehydrogenase [NAD(+)]-like
Exons: 7
Coding region: 86-862 (258 amino acids)
Cellular component (GO): cytoplasm
Molecular function (GO): oxidoreductase activity, acting on the CH-OH group of donors, NAD or NADP as acceptor
Source: RefSeq, a predicted model, not a curated record
UCCACCGUCUGCAUUCUGCUGCUUUCAUUCCUUGCGGGCAUCCUGAAGCUGACCUCUUCCUGUUUCUUUUUCUUCUUUCUGAGAAAUGGCGUUAAACGGUAAAAGUGCAGUGGUGACCGGAGCAGCGAUGGGAAUAGGAAGAGCAAUAACGGAGAUCCUUCUGCAAAACGGUGCUCAGGUAGCCCUCCUGGAUGUGAAUAAAACUGCAGGAGAGAGUUUAAUGGAAGAGCUGAACAAACAAUACGGAGCAGACAGAACUUUGUUUCUGAGCUGUAAUGUUGAAUCAGAGGAGCAGAUCAAAGCUGCCUUUCAGAAAACUGCAGAAACCUUCGGAGGAAUUGACAUCCUGUGCAACAACGCCGGCAUCUUGAAUGAGAGCACUUGGGAGAAAACUGUCUCCAUAAACCUUAUGGGCGUUAUCAGGGGGACGUACUUGGCUCUGGAGCACAUGAGCAAGUUGAGCGGAGGUCGAGGAGGAGUCAUCAUCAACACAGCAUCCAUGGCAGGUAUCGGUCCUUUGCCGACCUGUCCUGUCUACACAGCCACCAAGAGCGGAGUGGUCGGCUUCACCAGAGCCAUGGCGACUGCCUCUGCUGCAUCGGGCUACGGAAUACGGAUCAACGUCCUUUGCCCAGGUUUCGUCCAGACUGACCUCAUGUCCAACAUCACUACCAGACUGGGACAGUUCUCCCACCUGGCUGAUUUAGCCCAUCAGCUAAUAGACAAGAUUGGGAUAAUAAAGGUGUCUGACGUGGCUGAGUGCCUCCUCGAGCUGGUGACGGAUGACACCAAAAAUGGAGAAGCACUCAUGGUGUUUGAGAAAGGAAGGCAAUACGUGAAUUUUCCAUCCUUCACCCAGUAGCUCUCGGCAGAAUAUCAUCCCUCAGACUGAAUCCUGCAAUCAAUGUUCCUCAGUCUUUUCAUGUAUGAAAUUUAACUGAGCAGCAGAUGAGGAGUUCCAUCUUAAAUACCUUUAAGAGUUGUCGAGAUGUUGUACAUAAAAACAUCCUCAUUAAUUUGAACAUCGGCAAUUUGCUUCUUUACUGUUUUUUGUAAAUUUUCGAGUUAUAGAACUGCUAAAUAUCAAUCAACACUUUUGCUAAAGUACAGAAAAUGUGUUCACAUGUGUGUAAACAUGUGGAUCUGCACAUGUUAGGGUGAUAUUGUGCAAACUGAAGGUGGGACAUUUGAAAAUUUACAAAAAGACAAAACUGCAACGUUGUGUGUUGACCAUCAGGUGCUGCUCUUUAGCUGAAAAAUGCACCCAUCCUAAUGGGUCAGUUCAUUUAUAAAAUCAAGUUUGAAUUUAACUGUUUCAACCACUCAAUUUU